AUGUCAAACAGUACGGAAACGCCAAAAGGCUAUGCCCCGUUCGACUUGUAUCCGUACAAUCCAUCACCAAGUGCAGCAUACGCCUUCGUGGCCCUUUUCGGUAUAUCGGGUAUUGCGCAUUUUAUCAUGAUGUUUCCCUAUCGAUCAGCCUUUCCCAUCCCUAUGAUCAUUGGAUGCGGCAUGGAAGCCACCGCCUAUUAUUUUCGAACACGAUCUCACGACAACCUUCGACAAACCUUGCCUUUCAUAAUACAAAACUUGCUCGUUCUCGCCGCUCCGCCAUUCCUCGCCGCCACUAUUUACAUGUCCCUCGGCCGAAUCACAAGAGCUCUCAAAGCCCAAGAGAUAUCUCUCAUUGGCCUGCGCUGGAUCACUAAAUUAUUCGUCUUGGUUGAUGUGGCCUGUUUUGCCACACAGACUGCGGGUGCAAUUAUGUCGGGCAGUGAAGUGCUAGACGAAGCGAAGAGAGGCCAGAAUAUCAUCAUAACUGGUCUAAUUCUCCAGAUUAUUGCUUUUGCCUUAUUCAUCAUCUGCACUCUCACUCUGCAGCUCAGGCUCCACUCAAACCCGCCUGUCCACUGCCUUGCCGGUUUGGUCACGCACUACCGCCGAUAUUUCAUUGCGCUGUACCUCACUAGCGGUCUGUUCCUAAUCCGCAAUGUGGUCAGAAUUGUCGAGUAUAAACAAGGUGGCGAUGGACCUCUUUUGUCUAAUGAAGCUUUUCUAUACAUUUUCGAUUGUUGUUUCAUGCUGGCUAUCAUUAUUAUCAUUCUUAUCUUACAUCCUGGCCGACUAAUUAUGAAAUGUCGCCGUCAAGAGUUGGUAAAGGACGUCGUGCCCUUGGUUGAAAGGUAG
Molecule: messenger RNA, 855 nt
Organism: Fusarium venenatum
Lineage: Eukaryota; Fungi; Ascomycota; Sordariomycetes; Hypocreales; Nectriaceae
Product: RTA1 like protein-domain-containing protein
Cellular component (GO): membrane
Source: RefSeq, a predicted model, not a curated record